CUCCGUGAGGCGGCUCCGUGAGGGGGCUCCGUGAGGGGGCUCCGUGAGGGGGCUCCGUGAGGGGGCUCCGUGAGGGGGCUCCGCCGGGGCUCCCGCGGCUCUCCGGUGUCCCGGGAGCUCCUGCCGGGCUCUUCCAAAUUGGGGCCAAACUGCCCCCUUCGUCCCGGUGGCGGCGCCAGGAGCCCCUCGCCGCCCGGAAUGGGGUUAUUCGACUGCCCUUGCGCUGCCCUUCCCUUCCCAGGGGAUUCUCAGCACCGUGUCCCCUCUGCCCCUCAGUAAUCAGGGGUAGCCAAGGGAAUGUUUUUCCACUUUUGCUCAUGUGCUCAUAGAAUGGUUUGGGUUUGUAAGUGUUGGGGAAGAUGAAAUAGGACCUUAAAAAUCAUCUCGUUUCAGGCCCGUGCCAGGGGCAGGGACACCUUCCACAAGACCAGGGUGCUCAUAAGCCCCAUUCAGCCUGGCCUUGAACACUUCCAGGGAUGGGGCAUCCACAGCUUCUCUGGGCAUCCUGUUCCAGUGCCUCACUACCCCCAGAAUAAAGAAUUUGAUGCAUAUUCUAAGUAGCUUAAAUUUCCCCUCUUUCAUUUUGAACCCAAGGCAUUUGCAAUGUGCCUUGUGAGUGCAAAAAUGAGACCCGAAUGUUGGGCCUGGGGUGGGUGGCUAAAGUGACUGCACUACAGUGGUGCUUGUGCUGGCCUGUCAUGUAGAAGUUUUAAACAAAUAAAUUUUUUCCUAGGAUUGUCUUUUUAGCCAGUGGUCUGAAGACUGAUGCUGAUUGGUCCACAGGUAGCUAAAGUAUUAGCCAAAGGAAGUACUCAACAUUAAGUAACAUGUCUUCCACCAAACCUCCAAAUGAAAAUGAAACACCCAAAGAGAGAAAACCAGGACUGAGGAGUGUUCAGACAACUAUGCUUUUCCGAGCUGUGAACCCAGAGCUUUUCAUUAAACCUAACAAACCUGUGAUGGCGUUUGGACUGAUAGCAAUUAGCCUCUGUGUGGCUUACCUUGGUUAUUUGCAUGCAACAGCAGAGAAUAAAAAGGACCUCUAUGAAGCAAUCAACAGUGAGGGAUCCAGAUACAUGAGGAGGAGAACUUCCAAGUGGGACUGAGAAUGUAAGAAAGGAAAUGAGUAAAUCAUUCACAGAACCUUUCAAGGCAACUACUGGUUUUUUUCUCUUUCCUUUGAACUAAUGGAUAAAUGUCUCUCUUGCUGUUUAAUCCAAGUUCCUUUAUAAAAUGCUGUGCCUGUACAAAUAAACUGCAGUAAAGAUACAUAUGAAAAUAAAAGUGAUUUUAAGAA
Taeniopygia guttata (zebra finch) is the source of this 1297-nucleotide messenger RNA. The record is from RefSeq and is a predicted model, not a curated record. NCBI's taxonomy places the organism in Eukaryota, Metazoa, Chordata, Aves, Passeriformes, Estrildidae.